AUGGCUAAACGAAUAAUCCAGUCUCAGCAUCAUCCAGACUUGUCUCAAGAAGAGCGAGCCAAUAAGAGAGCCAACCAGUUCGCGUGUUCAAAGUCCCUCCUCCUGCAUGUCUACGUUAUCCCUUCUUCUCUAAUGAUCUCUUCUUUCAUGGCCAAACCCCAUGAAACCAACCCCAUAAACAGCUGCUUUCUCGGUUGUUUUGGGUUCUCCGCGAAGAAAAAAUCCCAGAAAAAUAACACCCGUUCGGUUUCUUGGCCAAGGUUUCGGUUAAGCUCGAGGAAGUCCAGCACCAAAACGGUGCCUGUAAAUAACACGGACAGCAAGACGAAGAAGAAGCCUGAUAGCAUCAAGGAUUCCUCUAAACCCCAUAAACCUUCACGUCGGAAUUCCAAAGGUGACCACCGGCGUCCGCCGUUCACCGAUCAAGUUGCACGAGAAACAGCUAAAGAGGUUAAAAAAGUUAUCAGCGUACGUUUCUACUCAUGGAUUUCACUAUUCCAAACGAAGGAGCCCAAGGGAUCGCCGUCGGAGCCGGCGAGGACAGGGUCAAGCCUACCGGCUUCACCGAAGACCAAACCUAAAAAAACACCAACCAGAUUGUCCCAUACGGUGUCGUUACUGGUUCCAGAACGGAGUCAACGGGCGGGGAGUCCCCGGAUUCAUGCUCCGAUCAGUCUCCGACUGAAAAACAACGAGUCGAUCGCGAGAUUUGAGCAGGUUAUGGGUAUAUCUAUCAUCAUGGUGACCUUGAUAACAAUGGUGCUUUGGGAUCGAUUAUGCGCCAUUCUUUAUACGUCGGCUUGGUUAUACGUCUGCCCUCGUUUCCGGACCAGAAGUAACAGUAACAAAAGCACCGUUGAAACCACCGCGAGCUCUGACGAUUUAUAUUUAAACUCAUCGGAGUACAAGAAGAAGGUGGUGCUGGAAGGGUUGCUCCAGAGGAACUUCCCAUUUACCUUGUGAAAUCCUUGUACAAUUUGGUUUUGAUAUGCACACGUUAGAUGUAACUGUACUCGUUUUGCUAAAGUGAGCCCGAUGGGCAUUUUGUGUAAGUUAUUAGCGACGAAACAUUAA
Molecule: messenger RNA, 1074 nt
Organism: Hibiscus syriacus
Lineage: Eukaryota; Viridiplantae; Streptophyta; Magnoliopsida; Malvales; Malvaceae
Exons: 3
Coding region: 1-963 (320 amino acids)
Source: RefSeq, a predicted model, not a curated record